GUUUUUCACUUGUGUUCCACAGUACCAAACCUGUUUUGAUUGGUUUUUUGAAUUAUUAAUACGUGACAAAUUCUAUUAGUGACGGAUCUUGACUGAUCUUGAAGCUAAUUGUUUGAGUCUGCCGCCAUGCCGCUAUGCAAUUUUAUGGAAUACUUGUUUCGAUGAAAUUUAUUGUGUUUUAUUUCCUUACCCCACUGCAAAGCCUGUUUUGAUUUAAUAUUAAUUUAAUCGGAACUUGUCAGAGAUAGAUCUAGAGUCUAGAUUUUAGACUCUGCAAGGCUUGAAAUUAAUUUAUACAGACUUCCUUGAGCUCUUCCUAUUUUUGGAAUAUUUUAUGAGAAAUACUAUUAUUAUGAACAACUAUUUACACUCAUAUAAAUUUAUUAUGAAAGAUCUUUAAAUGUCUGCCCGGUGUUUGCGUUUGAUCAUAUGUUAGCAAAUGUUCAAUUUUUUCAAUCAUUUUUACAUUUUUCUUAAUUUGAAGCUUCGUUAAUUUCGCACUAGAUUCUCUCUCUAAUGUUUAUAAUAACAAAGAUGUUGUAAAUUUGUGUGUUACUUAUUUUCUUGAAGGAUCAUACUUCUUUAUUGCUGAGCUCCUUAAUUGCGGACUAACAAACGAAAUAUUUUUCCAGAUCGGUUUGUUAACUACCUCUGAUUUUACCUCGAAGGACGUGGUGACAGCGUUAUCGUUCACUUGCCCUAUGUUGUUGUUCUUUUCACGAUACGUUGGUUUUAUCCACAGUUUUCCAGUCAUAAAAUUUGUCUAUAAUAGCAUACAAACUGAUUACGAUACGCUGAAACAACCGGUUGAAAGGAAGAUAUUAAUGGAGCAUAUCGAUCUCUCAAAACGUACUGUCCUCAUCUUCUUACGGGCGUGUUGCUUAGGAAUCGUUAGCAUUGUGUCACUGUUAUCCUUCCCAAUAGUGUUCAACAUCCUGUUACCCCAGAAAGAAUCGCGAAACAGGUACCUAAAACUCCUAGGAUUCAUCGUUAAUCAGGACAAGUAUGUCGAUUUGGUAACCCUGCACGUCAUACUGACGACUGGGAUUGGAUUGUUGGUGAUAACGUGCACCGAAUCGACGCUCUCCGUUUGCGCGUACUACAUAUGCGGACUGUUUCAAAUUACUGGUUAUCGCGUACGAAGCACGAUUGCAGACGCAGCCAAAUGGGUCGACGUUUCAGAGGGUGGCGUGUCGGAUUACAGUGGCAUUCGUGAGGCUGUAACAGUACACAAAAAAUGUAUUAAGAUUAUCAACGAACUAGUGACGAAGAUGAUGGUGUCUUAUUUAGUAGCGAUUCUACUGGUUGUAAUGUCGUUCGGUGUAAACCUAUACCAUUGUUUUCUAGGGUACGUGGAAAUGGGUGAUCCACAAGAACUUGUUCUUUCCACCGUAAUAGUGUCCAUCCAUGUAGUAAUCAUGUUCUUGAAUAAUCUUAGUGGACAGCUUCUAAUCGACAAUAGUCGGUGCGUCUUUUACGAAACAUACAAUUCCAUGUGGUAUCGUACUCCACCGAGUAUGCAGAAACUGGUCUUGAUGAUACUGCAUCGUAGUUCGAUCGAUUCUGCGUUUAACCUUUCCAAUUUAUUUAUUCCAUGCUUCGAAGGCUUUUCGGCGAUGUUGAGCACGUCGUUUUCGUACUUUACUAUGCUAUAUUCGACUCAGCCGAGAGGUUAGAUCUAAUCAUCUUCCUUUGAACGAUAGACCUUCAUUCGUAUGAUAAACUGUAGU
Molecule: messenger RNA, 1730 nt
Organism: Hylaeus anthracinus
Lineage: Eukaryota; Metazoa; Arthropoda; Insecta; Hymenoptera; Colletidae
Exons: 8
Coding region: 702-1676 (324 amino acids)
Biological process (GO): detection of chemical stimulus involved in sensory perception of smell; sensory perception of smell
Cellular component (GO): plasma membrane
Molecular function (GO): odorant binding; olfactory receptor activity
Source: RefSeq, a predicted model, not a curated record